This is a messenger RNA of Motacilla alba alba, 3826 nucleotides long. It is a transcript of the gene C7H2orf69, whose product is annotated as chromosome 7 C2orf69 homolog. Bases 62 to 1207 code for a protein of 381 amino acids. Lineage: Eukaryota; Metazoa; Chordata; Aves; Passeriformes; Motacillidae. The record is from RefSeq and is a predicted model, not a curated record. The transcript is spliced from 2 exons. Gene Ontology annotation, cellular component: mitochondrion.
GGGGCGGUGCGCAGGCGCGGCGCGCGGGCGGGCGGUGCGCGGCGCGCGGAGCGGCGCUCCCAUGAGCCGGCGCUGCCGCUCGGCCGCCGCCGCGCUGCUGCGGGGGCUCGCGGGCCCCGCCGCGCUGUGCCUGGGCAGCGCCAUGAGCCUCUGCGGGGCGCCGGCCGCCUGCGCCGCGGGGCCUGCGGGCGGCGGCGGCGGAGGGUUCUCCGCGGCGCGGCUGAGCCCGCCGUGGCUGCGGCUGCCCGAGGUGCCGGGCGCUGAGCCGCACCGCACCAACGAGCUGCUGCUGCUGCCGCCGCCGGCCCCGCGCGGCCCGGCCCCGUCGCCGCAGCACCACGUCGUGUACUUCCCGGGGGACGUGCAGAACUAUCAUGACAUCAUGUCUUGCCACCCAGAAAACUUUCAGUGGGAGCACUGGAGUUUUGAAAAUGUUGCUACCAUACUUGCUCGCCGGUUCCCCAAUAGCUUUAUUUGGGUCAUAAAGUGUUCUCGAAUGCACCUGCACAAAUUCAGUUGCUAUGACAAUUUUGUGACGAGUAACAUGUUUGGAGCACCAGAGCACAGCACUGACUUUGGAGCUUUCAAGCAUCUCCAUGCUUUGCUGGUUAAUGCAUUCAGACUCUCUCAGAAUAUUCUGCUGUCCCAGAAAAGUGUGCAUGGUGUCAGCAAAGAUGCAAAAACAGCUGCUUGUAAAUCACAGCCGCAGUCUGUUCCUACAACAAAUGGCUGCUCGUCCAAAGAAAGGGAGAGAGAUUGUGAAUGCUCCAAUAAUUCUGCUGUGAACGUCAUGGUACCGUCUGCUGUAGGUGCAGCAUCGUUUACUUUGAUUGGCUUCAGUAAAGGUUGUGUGGUUUUGAACCAGCUGCUUUAUGAGCUGAAGGAAGCCAAAAAAGACAAGAAUACAGAUGCCUUCUUAAAAAACAUAAAAGCAAUUUACUGGCUGGAUGGUGGUCACUCAGGAGGAAGCAACACUUGGGUUACUUACCCUGAAAUGCUGAAAGAACUUGCAGAGACAGGAAUUAAAGUUCAUGCUCACGUUACACCGUACCAAGUGUUUGACACAAUGAGGUCAUGGAUUGGGAGAGAGCAUGAGAAAUUUGUACAGCUCCUUGAAGAAUUUGGUGUGGAAAUAAAUGAUCAACUGCAUUUUGCUGAUGAAGUUCCUUCCUUAGACAACCAUUUCAGAGUUCAUGAAGUAUUUUGAGACUGUAUGUAUAUGAACACUAUAUUCUUUGUAGAAGCACUUUUAACACUGUAAAUGUUGUCAUCUGGAAUUUCAGCUUUGAGCAGAUGCUUUCUAAACAGAAUACUAAAUCAGUUCUGUGUUGCUAAUAGCUACUAUAUAUAAUUUUCUGUAGCUUAAAAAGGCUUAUUGGGACCCCAUAACUAUAACAGAUGUUGUUUUUUGAUUCCUGGGAAAAAAGUGUUAUGAAGAACAAUCCUAUGCAUGUUUUUUUUGUUAAAUGUAAAUGUUUAUUCUUAAACUGUUGGCAGAGUUUUUAGUCCUGGAUGUCUAAUAUCAUAGACUGCAUUUAAUGGGACUUUAAAGUACUUGAGAAUUUCAGAUGUGUAGAUAGUCCAGUUGAGUGGCUUCCAGGGCAAAAAUUAUUGCUCUUUGUCAAUAACAGAUGUAAGGUUAGUUUUUUGGCUUAAGGAAAUUGAUUGUAAGAAGAAUGUUAGUUAUAUAUUUUGCAGAGACCUGUUUUAUUAGGUAAUUAAAUCUUACAGUUUUGUAACAUUUCUCCUGUUUGAAACAAAGUCACCAAUACUCACCUUUGGAAUAAUAGUGCCAAUGCAUUUCUCUUCCUUAUGUGCGGCUUGCCAUUUCUGUCACUCUAAAGUUUGAUUAAUUAAUUGUGUAGUAUCUGGUAGUGAACAGCCAUUUCACCUGGGGAAAAUUGUGAUGUAGCUACGUUAAGUGACCAGGAAUGUAGAUUAGGGUGUAGCUUAUGUUUCAAGAUACCUUGCUGUUGCUUUGCUAAAUUCUGUGAGGACCAGCAGUAAUACCUUCAUUAUCACAUCAAGAGAUGACAUCCCUACUGUGGGAUGGCAAGAUUUUACUUGGUAAUUGCUGCAUUGAUGUUGCUCUUAAUCAAGCCAUAAGCACAUAAUCUAUUACAAGUUGCAUUAAAAAAAUUCAGACUGUGUUGACUGUAGCUCUUUCAAAAUGCCUCAGUUUUAAAAUCUGUUAUCUCCUUUAAAUGUACUGCAGUAGUUGCUUCUAGAGCCAUCCAAAAACCUUAUUUUUGGAGCCUAAUUUUUCGUACAGAAAAAAAAAAAAAACCCUCUAAGUAGAAAGCCAGCCAGAUUUGGUACAAAAUAUGUAAUCUGGUUCAGACACCAAACCUGAGUGUACUUAAGAAAGAAAUGCUGAAAGACGGACAGUGAUGGUCUUAAUGGAACUUUUCUACUGUUGCAAGUAACUUCCCAUUUAGCUACAAAGCUUAGAAUCAUUCUUAAAGACAACUGCAGCUAUUAACAAUGAACCAGUAACUCCAAAUGGUUUUGGAUUUCCUGGAAGUACAGGAAUACAAAAGCAAGUUAGCAAAACUCUGUGAAGAUUACACAAACAAUUGUGGCUAAGUUCUGAACAAAGGCAUUUUAUUCAACUUUGGUUCUAUGUUUGAUGGCUUAGUGACAUCUCUGCCCUGGUCCUUGUUUCCUGUGACUCUUAAACUGUGGAAAGAAAGUUUCUUCUGCUGGCAUAAUUAAAACUUAGAAGGUUCCCUGUAGACAACUUUUGGCAGAAAUUGUGCACAUCAGUGAUCACUGAAUAAUGAGAAAAGUGUGUUGUAAUCCCAAGAAAAUUUUCUUAGCACUCAAAAUAUUAGGGGUGAUAGAAAGGAUCAUGCAUACAGUGUGGACCUUACAAUUUGAAAGAGAACUCUAUCACUAAUAAUUAGAUUACCUAGUUCAUCAAAAGAAAUCUAUUUUAAUUGAUGGAGAAAAGUGAAACAUGCAAACAAACUGUAAAGAACCUGAAAUUUAGUUCCAUCUGCUUUUUUUACUUUAGGCUGUUUCUUGGAGAUUUUGUUAAAUCCUAUUUGUUGAUUACCAUCUUAAUAGGCUUAUAACAACUUUUUAAUGUGUUUCAAGGAACAUUUUUUCCCCUUUAUGGUCCCUUUGAUAACAUUUGCAGCAUAUGUGAGGAAUUUUUUCUGUAAAGGAAAUAUGGGUCACCUAAAGAAGUGGUGUUAAUAGAAGGCCUACAAUUGGCUUGAAAUAUAUUUAACCAUCCCCUUACAAAAUAGUAUUUUAAAAAGUAAACCAGCAAAACCCCCAGAACUUUCUAUUGCUUUUGCUCCCUCGCUUUCAGACUGAGUAGGCUAAGUUGGGUGUGCUAACACUUGCCCAAUCCAAUAACACUGCAGAUCAGAGACCAAUUUCUGAACAAUUCUGUGCCUGCCAGAACAUCAGAACUACAUCGUUGCAAGCUUUUGGAAAUAGCUGUUAAAAUAUUGACAUUGUCUUCAAAAGUUUCUGGAUGGCUGUCCUGUUAAAAUAAUACUAACCUGUUUGAUGGAGGCUGCCUACAAUAACUGUUCAAUAGGCUCAAGUGUUGCUGCAUUACUUUGAAGAAUGGGCACUUUGUUGUAAAACUAAUCUUGUUAUGAGACCUCGCGUUGUGGAGGGAAAACUGACUGGUUGUUUUUCAUUCUUUAAACAGCUGUAGUACUCUGUUGGAAUGUGCCUCUGUCAUUCAUUACAAUGCAUGCUAAAAAUAAAUUUUGCAAACUAUGUAGAAAAUAAACUAUUUCUAAUGGGUGAAACCACUUUGAUGUGAGUACAAAACCAUUAAACAAGGAAUGUGCAGUUUUGUGGA